AUGAACUACAAGGAUCGAGGCCGGAACUCGCUUGAAGUUGAUGGACAAACUGAGGGAACCGGCGAUGGGCUGCUCCUGUCCCUUGCCGAGAGCAUGCGACAGCAUGAGCGAUUGGCAUUCGACCAAGGCUUUCAUGUCCUAGGGAGCCGUGGCCGACUAGGAGGUCUCACGCGUAGAUUCAACAUUUACAGCUACCAACUGCACGCCGCCUACUUCCCCGAGGGCAAGCGAUGCGAGAGUACCAUGGCUUUUCCUGGUGGUAACACGAUGACCCCGGACACGGACUCCAAAACCCUUCUGGCCGGUGUCGCCGCCGCCCUGGUCGGCAGCAUCUGCCUCUACUCCCUCGCCACGCCCGCGAAGCGCUCCGGGCUCGGCGAUCAGCCUCCGGGGCUGAUCAAGUCCUUCUUCCUCUUCUUCUAUUCCUGCUUCCUCAAGCCCCACACCAACGGUAGCACGGGCACCCAACAGGAUGCCCUCGAGAGCUUCUACAGGAGGCAAGCCGGCGCCUACGAUGCCACCCGCGGCGUCCUCCUCCAGGGCCGCGAGGACCUCCUCGGGCUCGUUGCCGCGCAGCUCCAGGCGAGAGCCGUGGCUGCGCAGAAUGAUGGCGCUGCGAAGAGUCAGAAGAGCAGGAUUUGGGUUGAUGUUGGUGGCGGCACAGGCUACAAUAUCGAGGCCAUGGGCCGCUUCGUCAACGUCCCCGAGUUCUUCUCGAGCGUCUACCUUGUCGAUUUCUCGCCCUCCCUCUGCGAGGUCGCGAGGAAGCGCUUCCAGAGGCUCGGCUGGGACAACGUCAAGGUUGUAUGCGAGGACGCGCGGAAGUUUCGCCUCGAGGAUUACGAGAGUGACCUCUCCGGCGAUCGUACCCCCACCAAGUCCUCCAGCUACAGCUAUUUUGCGCCCAAGAGGCCGGAGCAUGGCGGUGCUGACCUCGUGACCAUGUCGUACAGCCUUUCCAUGAUUGUGGACUUCUCGUUCCGCAACUUCACCGGCGGCUUCGUCGACCGUCACGUCAACUUCUUCACCCGUAGCUUCUGGAGGGCUUGGUUCGACGUUGACCGCGUCAGCCUCGAACCCGGUCGCCGCGACUACCUCGAGUACAAGUUCGGUACCCUGCUGACCAUCAACGGCCGCAACAAGUCUCUUGGCCGUAUCCCCUACUACGUCUGGGUCGGCGUGCACAAGGCCCCCUUUUCCUCCUCCGCCCUCCCGCACGAGAUCGUGGAGAAGAUUGAUGCCCUCGUGACCGAGUCCCCUCGCCUCCUACCCGCGAACAGGGGCGGCGACGCUCUGAGCCGCGCCAUCGAGCGCUCUGCCCCCGAAAUCCGAUCCAAGGCUUUCCUCACCGCCGUCCAGAACCUGUCCGCCAACCUACCUCUCCCGGCCUUCUUCUAUCAGAACCACCACUGGAGAAUCUACUACGAUGACCAGCUCAAGAAGCAUACCCAGUUCAACGAUGAGUACAUUUACGCCUUUACGUGGGAGGACGCCCGGGUCGACGAGCGCAUCCUCAAGAUCGGUCCCGACGACGUGAUUCUCGCCAUCACGAGCGCCGGCGACAACAUCCUCUCCUACGCCCGCCAGGGCCCAGCCCGUAUUCACGCGGUCGACCUCAACCCCACGCAGAACCACCUACUCGAGCUCAAGGUUGCCUCGUAUACCGCGCUUCCCUACGAGGACUUUUGGAUGCUCUUUGGCGAAGGCAAGCAUCCGCGCUUCCGGGAGCUCCUCAUGACCAAACUGUCGCCUCACCUUUCCAGCCGCGCCUUCCAGUACUGGGUCGCCAACGUCGACACCCUCAACGAGCAGCGCGAGAUUUGGCGCAACCGCAUACGGCCCGCCCUCCUCUCUCGCCUCAUCUGCAACCUCGUCGUCAGCCAGGAAGCUUUUCUCUGGGCCGCGCUGGGCGUGCCCAAGAACCAGCUCGCCAUGAUUGAGCAGGACCACGCCGAAAGCGACGAGGUCCGGGGCGCCAACCCCACCUCCAAGAACAAGCGGUCCCACGCCAUCUGGAAGUACAUGGUUGACACCCUCGAUCCCGUGGCCGAGGAGACGCACGUCGCCGCCGACAACCCGUACUACUACGUCUGCCUCGCCGGCAAAUUCUCUCCGCGCUGCCACCCCGACUACCUCCGCGCCCAGACCCACGCGCGCCUCUCCCAGCCCGGCGCGCUCGACGGGCUGCGCAUCCAUACCGAUGAGCUCGACGAGGUGAUUGCCCGCAUCACGCCCGGCACCCUGACCAUCGCCGUGGUCAUGGACAGCAUGGAUUGGUUCGACCCGUCCGACCCCGGUGCCGCGGUUCGCCAAAUCUCGCGGCUGAACCGCGCUCUGGCCAUGGGCGGCCGCGUGCUCCUGCGAUCCUCGGCGCUGGCCCCGUGGUAUCUCAAAGAGUUUCAGGCCUACGGGUUUUCGCCCAAGAGCGUCGGGGACAGGGGCGUGUCGACGCCGUGCAUUGACAGGGUCAACAUGUACGCUUCCUGCUGGCUCUGCACCAAGGUUGGCAACUUGCCGCCGCCGACUCCCGAGAUGGAGGGCAUGGCGGGCUCCGAUAUCAACCCCCUCGUAUUGUAA
Messenger RNA from Parascedosporium putredinis, 2577 nucleotides. NCBI's taxonomy places the organism in Eukaryota, Fungi, Ascomycota, Sordariomycetes, Microascales, Microascaceae. The record is from the annotation of a GenBank genome assembly.